Trematosphaeria pertusa is the source of this 678-nucleotide messenger RNA. RefSeq lists its product as uncharacterized. NCBI's taxonomy places the organism in Eukaryota, Fungi, Ascomycota, Dothideomycetes, Pleosporales, Trematosphaeriaceae. The transcript is spliced from 2 exons. The record is from RefSeq and is a predicted model, not a curated record. The annotation marks the transcript as partial.
AUGGUACUUUCCGUUCUUGUUGCCAUCAUUGCCGCCCCUGCUCUACUCGGUACCCAGGAAGCCAUCCGGCAAGGCCAAGCCAAGGAUAAGAAAGAAGAGCAUCGUGCUCGUCGAUGCAAUCUCAUUGCAACAUGCGUCAAAUCUUCUAUGAGAAGUCUAGAGAUCAAUGGCCGGCCCAUCGUCCUCAGAGAUGGCAAGUUAUGGAUCGAUACUGGCACAAGCGAUGAUAACCCGUUUGGCCAUUCUUAUGCUGGCUACUACCUGCCCUAUCCAGACACGAAUUACGAGGGCCUCGUGACUACCAUUACCGAUGCCGCACCUAUCAUGAACUGGGUCUACGUCGACAAGGACACUUAUGAAGUAAAGUAUGGUGUCCGGCUUGAUGCUCAGCCCAACUUCACCGGCCCCUUCGACUGCACACGGCAGGACCGACGCCUCACUUUUGAGGGCUGGGAAGGCUGGUGUGCCGUCGAAGAGUUUCCUACGCGAUGGGCGCUCUACUUUGACAAGGACGACGAUGGGCUCCAGUCCAAAGUUGCCCCAGGCACCCGUGUGCUUGAGAUAGAGCUCGCCCGGAAGGAGAAGAGAUGGAAAAAGGAGACAGAGGCCAGGCAGCAAGACCAAACAACCAAUCGAGCCGUCGAUGCGAACGAAGAUGCACCUGUCGAUAACCCGGUG